Molecule: messenger RNA, 1326 nt
Organism: Eimeria mitis
Lineage: Eukaryota; Apicomplexa; Conoidasida; Eucoccidiorida; Eimeriidae
Exons: 3
Coding region: 1-1326 (441 amino acids)
Source: RefSeq, a predicted model, not a curated record
AUGAAAUAUGCCUGCAUCUGCACAGAGGGGCCCAGAGAGCGGGAGGAGGAGCAGGAGCGGCAGCUGCAGCAACAGCAGCAGCAGCAGCAACAGCAGCAACAGCUGCUGCAGCAACAACAUCAGCAGCAGCAAGAUCAGCAGCAGCAACAGCAGCAGCAGCAGCAACAGCAGCAACAGCUGCUGCAGCAACAACAUCAGCAGCAACAACAACAGCAGCAGCAGCUGCUGCAGCAAGAGCAUCAGCAGCAGCAACAACAGCAUCAGCAGCAGCAACAACAGCAUCAGCAGCAACAACAACAGCAUCAGCAGCAGCAACAACAGCGGCAGCAGCAACAACAGCAGCAGCAACACCAGCAUCAGCACGAUUCCCCUUUUUAUACAACAGAGGAGGACAACGAUAUAUAUACAAAGAAAAAGAAAAGCGGUGAUUUUGUUGAUUUCAACAACAAAAGAAGUAAAAACACAAAAUACGAAAACAGCCAAUCAUCAGAUAACAGCUCUACCGAAACAGAGGAGGAGCAGUUUGCUUCUGUUGCUGCAGCAGCACCCAGCAGCAACAGCAACAGCAACAGCAACAGCAACAGCAGCAGAAGCAGCAGCAAGAGGAAAUAUGCACUGAGAAGGCAGGGGGGUAUAGAGGAGGACCCGUACGAUAUGCACGAAACGAAAAAAGGAAAACAGAAAGCUAGCCCGUGUAGCCACUACCCACCGCGACAGCAGAAACACAAAAAAAAAAACAGAGACGAAGUGUUGUAUACUCCCGCUGCAUUUAAUUUUGAGAGUAGUGAUGAAGGUGAAGAAAGCUACGAAGACGGCAGCAGCGCGGUGAUAAAGUACAAAGAAAGCAGAAAACAAAAAAGCAGCAACAGCAGCAGCAACAGCAGCAGCAACAGAACACACAGAUCACCACAACCAACACGCCAAGAACAGCAGCAGAUAGUUCGUACUGUACAGCUGCUUAAUGCUCUCCUUAAACAACAAAAAAACCAAGCCGCCAGCAUCAGCAGCACCACAAACACACGCAUAGACCCAGCCGGGAUGAUGGUUUCAUACGAAAAUUUACUUACACAGGAGCUGCUGCUGCUGCUGCUGCUGGUGCUGCUGCACCUGGAGGAGUUGAUAGACAUCAGCAAGAGCUGCAAAUGCACGGCGGACUCUGAAGCUGCUGCUGCUGCUGCUGCUGCUGCUGCUGUUGCUGCUGCUGCUGCUGCAGCUGCUGUUGCUGCUGCAGCUGCUGCUGCUGCUGCAGCUGCAGGGAAAAGGAAAUGCUGGGGUGUACAUACACCUCCUCAUCAGGCCCAUGAGGUGAAGGCCGCCAUAAGUUAA